Fomitopsis serialis is the source of this 2049-nucleotide messenger RNA. RefSeq lists its product as uncharacterized. Lineage: Eukaryota; Fungi; Basidiomycota; Agaricomycetes; Polyporales; Fomitopsidaceae. Bases 199 to 1650 code for a protein of 483 amino acids. The record is from RefSeq and is a predicted model, not a curated record. The transcript has 4 exons.
UACAGCUGUAAAGGCCGCAAGCUCGCAGCGCAAGUGAAGGCUUGGUCCGGCCAACCACGGACUGAAUGCGAGGAGUUCAGCUGAACUUCGUACGAGGCAACCGAUUCAAUCAUAUACAUGAAGUCGACGGCGCUCAAGCUUCCCGUUGCGUGCACCUGUAAUUUCUGCGUUGCAUCGUCGUGAAACGCGUACCCCGCGAUGCACAGAGCACUAGCCGUCCCGGAGCUCCUUCGCAUGAUACUCGAUCACACUGGCGGUGAACAACCUUACUUACCGGCGCUUCUCGCGUUCGCUCUUACAUGCCAUGCUUUUCUUGAACCCGCCCUGGAUAUCAUAUGGCACUUUCAGAACGGUCUGGGGCACCUGGUCGAGUGUCUGCCCGAAAAAUUCUGGGAAGCCUCUGAGUCUGCGCAUUCACCGGCACUGAUGCCUAGAAAGCCUGACAAGCACACUACACCUCAAGAUUGGGAGCGCUUUGACUUUUACGGUCGGCGUGUUCGAGAGCUGCAAUGCGGCCCGUCACGCAGUCUUGGACAUAUGUCCCGGGCGAUAUCGGAUGCCCUUUUUUCCUGGCUCGUUUCGUCAAGACCCCACUAUCCAUUGCUGCCAACGCUUCGCAAGCUCAUUUGGACGGAGAGCAGGACAUAUGGGUACUUCGGCUCUGCACAACUGUUCUUUGGGCAGCAGCUCUCCGUGCUGAAUAUUGAGAAACGCAGGCCCAGCUCAAAGUACUCCUCCAACAUUAUCACCCCGACCCUCCAACACCUUCCACGACGCUCACCAGAUGUCCGAGAGCUAACCAUCUAUGUCGUUGACGGAUCUAUGGACAAUAACCAACCUGACCCCUUUCCCGAUAAGGCCUUCGCGUCAUUGCAGAGGCUGGAGUCUCUCACGUUGAUGACGAGCAUGCCCAUGUCGUUCAGCAACCUCGCGGACCUCGCGACACUCCCGCACCUCGCAAAACUGCACUUCAAGGCCGUAUUCAACUCCUUACUGUCAGCCGUCCCGUCCACGGCGGUGCACGCUAAUACAGGCCGUCUCACCUUCCCCUCUCUCUCGACGCUGUCUUUGCAAUCCGUGUCCAUGGGCAGCUCCGUCGAAUUCCUAUCAGCAUGUCGCCUUCCCACCCUCAAGACGGCAUUCAUCAAUUCGAACGCAGCCACGGACCCGGCCACCAUUGGACGUGUGCUGCAGCUACUCCGCGAGCGGUGCUCGCCGAGCGUGUUGGAGGAAAUCGAUGUGACCAGCGGCCUGGACGCCGAUAUCGAGGGGGAAGGUGCACAGGUCGUCACCAUGGAGUCGCUGAGGCAUCUCUGCGAAUUCCGCCGUCUCCGCAGCUUCAAUCUUUUGACGGAGAUGUGCAUUGUCCUCGACGACGACGCCGUCAGGGAGUUGGCCAUGUCGUGGCCCCGACUGGAGCGCCUGGAGUUCUGGUGCACGGCCAUACACCCCUGGGGGCAUCCGACGGCUACGACGCUCCAGGGUUUGGCGCAUUUUGCGAGGUACUGUCCCUUGUUGGCAUCGCUCAUGAUCGACGUGAAUACAUCGGGCACGGAUGUCUCGCUCCACGAGAGGCCCGGCGGCGGCUGCUGCAAUCGGGCCUUGCGAAGCAUUGAUUUUGGCCAGUCCCCUCUCUGGGAAACCCCGUGAAAGUGGCGGCGUUCUUGUUCGCGAUCUUCCCGGACCUUGCGGAGUUCAACGAAGGGAACGAUACGCUGCUCGUCGAGUCGUGGCAACCCGUGCAAGAGGCUUAUCAGGUUCUGCGGUUGGCGCGUCACUGGUGGAAACAAGCGGGUGGAUGAAUAGGCAAGCAGUCGCAUGUGCAUCGUGUAUGGAGGUGCUACGUGGAAUGUGAGGUCGUGCACAUUGUCGACGUCUCUGAUCUUCAAGUUCAAUGUUGCGAUGAAACAAGAAACCAACGUCGAAUUGUUGUAAAGAUACUUCCUUUCGUUAAGACGACUCGGGUUCAAGACUGCACCAGAGACUACAUUCGAUAGUAACAUAAGAAACUAAGUAACAAGCAUAAGUACUAUAUUCGAAGCAGCGCUC